AUGCCUGCUUUAGAGACCGUCCACGACUCCCGCCCCGUCCUUGGGCAUGUCAACCUCAUGAUGGAUAGCUUCAUCGCCAAUGCUGAUAUCGACGACAUGCGAGCGGUCAUUCGCUCAUUCCUGGCGACGAACCCACCAAGCGUCACCGCCGCCUUCCACGACACUGCGCGGAGACGACUGGACAAAAUGAACGCGAAACAGCUCAGCCCCUCGACACAGCUCUUCUCUAGGUCUUCCGACGGCUUCUCACAUCCCACGCCCGAGCUCGCCACCGUGCUCCGCCGUGCACGCUCGCUAUACGGCGCAGGCAUGGGCCUCGCGAGCCUUUCCCUGCUCACGCAUGUGGUACGAGCGACGCUCGGCAUGCGGUGGCAGGAGGACGGGGACACCGCGGACAUCCUCGCACAUAUCGACGCCGACGUGACACAGGCGAUCCAGAGCUCGAAGGAGGAGCUGGCCGGCGGGCGGGUGACGGACCUGAGCGGGGCCCGGGCGACCGUGAGCGAGCUGCAGAGCGCGCUCAUCCACAGCGAUCGCGAGGCGGAGAUCUGGGGGUGCGAGUCGCCAUUCGAGCGUGCGCUCGCGAGUGUGCAGUAUUGGAAGUUCUAG
Molecule: messenger RNA, 609 nt
Organism: Fomitopsis serialis
Lineage: Eukaryota; Fungi; Basidiomycota; Agaricomycetes; Polyporales; Fomitopsidaceae
Exons: 3
Coding region: 1-609 (202 amino acids)
Source: RefSeq, a predicted model, not a curated record